Molecule: messenger RNA, 1818 nt
Organism: Populus trichocarpa (black cottonwood)
Lineage: Eukaryota; Viridiplantae; Streptophyta; Magnoliopsida; Malpighiales; Salicaceae
Exons: 6
Coding region: 1-1818 (605 amino acids)
Source: RefSeq, a predicted model, not a curated record
AUGGCUAAUGUUGAAGAUGUAGAGGGUGAAGGGAGUGUUCAAGGUAAUGGACCUCCACAAUUCAAUGAUCAACCUAAUUUUCGAACUCUUAGGGAGUAUCUUCACCCGGCUAGACAAACCUUUGAUUUCUUUGAUCAAUUGGCUGAAAACACAAAGCAAUGGGAGACUUCUCUCCCACUUCAUGUUGAGUCUAGAAACACCAUUUCUCAUUCAAGUGGGAAGUUCCAAUUGAAAGAGACUAAUGACCUCAAUGUUAGAUUAGCCUCAUUGGCUAGGAAAGUAGAGUCUCUUGAGAUUAAAAAAGUGCAUGUAAUGAGUGAACAACCAGAGGAAAGUUGUGUUGUUUGUGAGAGCAAAGGGCAUAGGACAACUGAGUGUCCUACCAUUCCAGCCUUCAAGGAAGUGCUAUAUGGCCAAACUUCUGAUUCAAGUAAUGUUAGAAAGCCAUUUUCAAACCAAGUAGGCAAUCCCUACUCUGAGACCUACAAUCCUGGAUGGAGGAACCACCCAAAUUUUGGAUGGAGAAAUGAGGGCUCUUCAGUACCUCAAACAUUUCAACCUCCACCCCAACCAUUUCAUGCUCCCACACAUAACACAUACCAACCACCUCAUAAGAGAUCCAUAGAGGAUACUCUUCAACAAUUCAUGCAAACACAAGGAGGAAUCAACAACCAAGCUUACAAAUUUCAAGACCAGACCAAUAGGACCUUAGAUGACAUUCGAAGUCAACUAACCAAGUUGACUCAAUCACUAAGCAUUCAAGAGAAGGGAAAGAUUCCAGCUCAACCAAUGCCAAAUCCUAGAGGUCAGGUACACAUGAGUGAAUCCUCAUCUAGUGAACCUUCAAACCAUGAACAAGUCCAAGCCAUCACUACCCUUAGAAGUGGAAAGAUUGUUGACAAAGCUAUAGGUUUUGAGAUUCCUAGAGGUAUUGUGGAGGAGAAAUCUAAGGAAAGUGAAAAGGAAAUCAAAACACAAGUGACAAAUGAGAGCUUGAGUGACAAAGAAGGGAAACCUAAACAUGAUCUUAUGAACUCAGAAAUCUAUGAAUUGUUCAAACAAGUGAAAGUCAACAUUCCACUCCUUGAUGCAAUUAAACAAGUCCCAUCUUAUGCAAAGUUCCUUAAGGACUUAUGCACAGUCAAAAGGAGAUUGAAUGUGAAAGAAAGAGCCUUUCUAACUGAACAUGCUAGUGCCAUCAUCCAGUUUAAGACCCCUCCCAAAUACAAAGAUCCUGGUUGUCCUACUGUUUCAUGCAUUAUUGGAAGUCAUAAGAUAGACCAAGCUUUGUUGGAUUUAGGAGCAAGUGUGAAUUUGAUACCCUACACUGUUUACGAACAGUUAGGUUUAGGAGAAAUCAAGCCUACUCGAAUCACCCUUCAAUUAGCUGAUAGGUCAAUCAAGAUUCCCAGGGGUAUUGUUGAGGAUGUGUUGGUCCAAGUAGAUAAAUUCUACUUUCCUGUUGAUUUUGUAGUGCUAGACACCGCACCAAUUCAAGGUUCUAAUGCUCCCAUCCCAGUCAUCUUAGGUCAAUGGACCCCAUCGUUUGAGCCUUUGAUUUCACCCCAAGUGAAAGCUGAGGCAUCUCUUGUCCAACCUUAUAAACCAGAAAGGAAGCCUUUACCAAGUGAUCUUAAAAUCUAUCUUGAAGAAGAGGCUAAAACUGUGAGGCAAAUGCAAAGACGAUUGAACCCAAACAUGAAGGAAGUAGUAAGAGGUGAAGUGCUUAAGCUACUUGAUGCAGGUAUCAUUUACCCCAUUGCAAACUCAAAAUGGGUACCGUUUCCUACAUUGGCUCUCCAUGGUAUGCUGACAUAG